This is a messenger RNA of Habropoda laboriosa, 10302 nucleotides long. RefSeq lists its product as uncharacterized. The transcript has 7 exons. Lineage: Eukaryota; Metazoa; Arthropoda; Insecta; Hymenoptera; Apidae. The record is from RefSeq and is a predicted model, not a curated record. Bases 328 to 8916 code for a protein of 2862 amino acids.
GAGGAGGAGCGAAGGUGGGAGAGAGAGAGAGAGAGAGAGAGAGGUGGCUGGUCUUGUAGGAGGGCAUCGUCCACGGAUCUUCCGGUAAUUCAGGAUCGAACCUUGGGGGCUGUGAAGGUCGCUGAUGUCCGCUACGAGCCCUGCCCCUACUCCUGCCAGCUCACCGUCACCCGAACAGAGCGGAGGAAGAAGAUCCUCGUUGCUACCGACGCUGAGAGAACUCGCGUCGCUCCUCGUUACCCUAGGCCUUGAUCGAAGAAGAAGGGAUACAUUUUACGAGUAUCACUGCUGCUGCUGUAUCGCCGAUCAGCUCGACCACCCCUCUGAAUGUCUUCGCACAUCCAAAAGUCGUGCGUGGGGCUUGAAGCGACAUUGAGUGACAGCAAAAAGAAGUACGGCGACAAGGUGAAUGCACUUCUGUCCGCCUGGGAGCAUGUCACCAAUUUCAUUCCUGGGGCAACGCCAGAGGCCACCCAGUCUCUCAUAGAAUGGGCUCACAAACACACGUUGAAAUUGGUACUGCGCGGGGAGUGGCCAAAGUUGUCACCCGCGACGAAGACGCACCUCAGUGUAACGUUACAGAGGUGCGCGUCUCACCUGGUGCAACACCCCGCUGCACCCAGGUGUACUGCCCUGAUAGCUCUGGUGCACAACCCAUGGACUCAUCCCGCUCUCGACAGCAUACUUAACGGCCAACCGGAUUCCGAACAUGAAGAGGAAUUCUGCUGUUCGGAGAAAGGUGAACUGCUGACAAUGAGGCUGAAGAUACUUUGCGAGGACCGCUGCGAGGACAUAGCGGUGAACCUCGCCGCCGCUUGCGUACGUUCUCUCCGACGGAGCGAUCGGUUACGCUCGCUCUCCGAUUCUCAUCACGUUCAUUACAUGAUCGACGUCUAUAUUGUCCUCUUGUAUAAAUUGAAACGCACGCAAGAUAUAUUCGCUCAACUAAAAUUAAUGGACCUCAGCGACGGAUUGGAGUUGGUCCAAAGACUCAGCGGUGAAAGACCGACCAAGUAUGGAACUGCACGCGUUUGGCGAAAUUCGAUAAAAGCUGCCGAAUUGGUUGCACAAUAUCUCGUUACAGCUGGUAUGGUACGCCCUGUACCGGAAACGGGCGCGAACAUUUUGGAACAAAUUCUAAGCUCUUGGGCAUUGUUGCAUUCGAAAUUGAAAGACGUGGCGCCCACGUUACCGGGGAUGAUUAGAAAAUUAAUCGAACCUGCUGAAAGUGCUCAGCACAUUUAUAUAUUUUGCGCGGUACUUCUUAAACAUUUUGGUGAUAGCAUAAAGCCUCUGGUAAUCGAACUGUACAUCAGGGCGCUGACCACGGAUAUGAACGAAUUGGAGAGUCAAAAAACAAAGUCCGAUACAGAGAAGGUCCGCGAGACCGCGAAGCGAUUAAGCACGCAGUUCCUUAAGCUAGCCGACGUUGUUGGAAGCAAUAUCGGUAUCGCCCGAGAAUGCGUGUUGACGGCGUUUUCGCUGCAUCCCACCAGAGCUUGUUACGACAGAAUCAAGGAAAUCGCCGUUGCGUGUGGGAAAACGAGAGAGGACGGAUCGCCCGGUGACAAGCUUAAACGCGUCCUAGAGAAUAAUCAUUCUAACGCCGCCGGGGGACUCGCGAAGACCGGGGAGAAGAAGGAUGGAACGAAAAUUGGAAACACGGAUUCACCCUCGUCUCUCUGCAACUCUUCGUUGCUGCCGGUGUCGUCGUUGUCCAGCUCGACCACGGUUCCGACCACGAUUCCGAUCACGAUUCCGACCACGAUUCCGACCGCGAUUCCGACCGCGAUUCCGAGCACUGUUCCGACCACGCCAACGGCCACCAAGAAGAACAUCGAUUUCCAGAACGGGCAAGUGAGCAAAAGCUUCGAGCGAACGGAUCAACUUCUGAAAAGCAUUUUAACUACACCGAACAAGGGAGAAUCGACGACGAUCUCGACCAGCGACAGAUGCCCCCUGCAUCCAAAGAGAGAUCCACUGUCCAGUGGACCGCUCGGAGAGUUGUGUUUCAAUUGUGGCGAGUUCACCGGAAGCGAUAUUUCCAGGAGUAAGUCUCCAGAAUGUUCGGACGCAACGUCCAGAAACGUGGAGAGAACGCUGGACGCUUUGAUUUUGAUCAAAGGAGACGCGGUCACGGGUUCGGCGAAUUACGACGAAAAAUCCGUGCCAAAUCAAGUUCUAGAUGCGGGAAAGCUCGGUCUCUCGCCGCAGCUUUGCGACGAUUUGGCGGUGGUAUUGAGCAGCCCCCGUUACCACAUGCUCAGCUGGGUGCUAGAUUGGAAGGAGUUGAACAGCCUGUGCGAGAGAUACUUGGAGAACGCCGAGGAGAUGAGAAACACGAACAAAGAACUGAAGUACCUCAACAUCGAUUAUUCGCAGUUCAAAGACUGGCCCUCGGAAGACGAUACCAAGGAUAUAUUCUUUGGAAUCGAGAAAGGAUACGAACAGUGGGUCGAUUUACCAUCGGACAACUCGGAACAGUUCGGUAGCUUUCAACCUGCCGGCAGUUAUAAGAGGUCUUCGACCAGGAGGAGCCUCGACGAUACAACCACCACCGAUUCGGACAGCGGAAGUAUAUUGCGUAUCAGAAGAACGGGUAGACCGAGGAAAAUUCACAGAUUAGAGUCUUCCGAGAGCGAUUACGACAGCACGGAACGUAAACCGAAGCACUUUAGGAACAGAGUGAGUUCGGUGUCGGACAGCGACAGCAAUACGCAGGACAGUCAAACGGACAGUCUCGGUAGCGGUGACGGUUGUCGACUGGAGGUGAAAAAGAAGUCGGCGAGCAAAGUAAGUAACAAGGAGGUGAACAAGAAACGCUCGAAGGCUUCCAAGUUAACCGUCGAGUCGGUCUCGCAUUUUCAUAUGCUCGUUAAUGAGAACGUUCGACACACGAACACGAACGAAGACGCGAGCGGCUCGGACGUGAGCAGCAACGAUAUUAUAACUUUGUUCUCCGCCGACAUGGACGAGAAUAAACGGGAGACGAUAAAAGGUUCGGCAUACACGGCAGCUGCGCCAUUGAUAAUCACCGAGAGACGGAGCGAUCCGGCGGUACUUAAAUCUUUGAGAAUGUUCAGGCCGCAGAACAUGAAGAAACCCACGAGAAUUUCUCAAAUAUUGCAAAAGAAUCUUCUGAAUAAGAGUAAGGACAAUAAUAACUUAGAAAAUAAUGCGAACAGCGUUACUAAAUUCGCCCCGAUGCUCAGCACCCUGAACUUGAACCCGAAGAUCGUGUUAACCAGAGCGGACGAGAUCGACAGGAAGCUGAUUCGGUCGAAGAAGCAGCAGCAGCAACGAUUGAGCAGCGGGGAUAUUACCAGCGAAUUGAUGAACAUUCAGAAAAGCAUGCCGUUCUCCCCGAAUAAAAACUCACUGUCGACGUAUCAGAAGCAGAAGGGAAACGGCGCAGCGAUCACGGGGAAAGCGGACUUGACGUCCUCCGAUGGACGGGACUUGAAUUCUAAAUCGAAUCUGGGCAAGCGAAAGUUCGAUAUUCUCGCGAAAGCUGUCAGGGAUUCGGAUAUCUUGGCGAAAAAUGUACCGGGUCUGAAUUCGUUGGACAUGAUGGUACCACCGAGGAUGCGGCCCACCGUUAACAUCGUGCAGCUUUCCAGAAACAUUCCACAGAGCCCGAAUUCGGCCUCUGUAAACAGCGGUAAUACUCCCCCGAGGCCAAACAGAACUCCGAGUGUGGCUGGAAAUAUUCAGUUACCCGGUACACCUUCUUCCGGUGGCCACGACAGCGGCGUUGGCAUGAGCCCAGCCGGUCAGACUCCUCCUCCGAGGUCCUCCACUCUUCCCGACGUCGGAGAAGAAACGAAUCAACCUCCGGACAGCUCACCGACCUCCUCUACCAACACGAACGUUUCCAGUCAACUCGAACCGGAUUCUAGCCCAAGAACGAUGAUGCCUAUUCGACGGAAUCAACAGAACCAAUCGCCGAAGAAGUCUCCUUCUCCCUGCUCCGCGGUUACAACAACAACCACCACCACCACCUCCACCAGAGAUUCGGGAGUAGCCUCGACGACCAUCGCGUCCGAACAGCUUCAAAUCGUUUGCAAACCAGACGGUACAUACCAGCUGGCCUCCGUCAAUCCGAACGUGGUGGCGAAUCAGAGGAACAUUCUCAAUCUGCAAAACAUCGUGGACGACGGAGGCGUCGGCAAUUUUUCGCGACAAAGCCAGAGGGCUGAGAACGCGAACGCGAACGCGAACGCGAACGCGAACGCGAGCGCGAGCGCGAACAGAAACACUUACGAAAGGUUAACGUCUGCGAAAACGGUCGCGCAAUCCGGACAGAACGCCGGCCUGCCCAAGUUUCAACAGGCUUUCGGUAGAACUAUAUACACGCUCUCGACGGACACGUCGACCAGCGGCGUUUCUGGAGCUACGUCGGAAACACUGGUGCAAUCGGCGUCUCCCCAAAAGACGACAAAUCUCUCGAAAGCGGUGCAAACAUCCGUACCUAAUACGCAACAAACCAACCCGUCUGCAGGAAUUAACGUACAGUCCAUUACAAACAUUCCGAACACGUUACAAUUAUCCACUAGCAGGCAAAUAUUGAAUAUCGUUCAAAGCUCUGGAAACAACGUGGCGAACGUGGCGACUAGUCCGAACGCGAAUCAAACGUUGACGCAGCUGGUGCAAAGCGUUCAGAAUGCCUCGCCGGGUGUGAUAUACACGCACAAAAUUCCUGUCACGAUAUCCACCACUAAUCCGAGUCAACUGAACAUUAUACCCACUAUAUCGCAUGCAAACUCGAUACCGGCUGGAAGAACGCCUGUUGUCAAGCUGAACAUUAUUCGUGCUCCUUUGAGACAACAAAAUAUCACGGGCGCUAUUCAAGCAGUUUUGACUACUCCUAGAUUGCAACAGCAGCAGCAACAGCAGCCGCAGCCGCAGCCGCAGCAACCACCAUCACAACAACCACCGCCACAGCAACAGCCGCCGCAGCAACAACCUGCAGUCAGAACGGACAGUUUGCUUGGCUCUUCUAUAGAGGUACCUAAUCAAGUGAGUUCGACAACCUUGGAGCAAUUGAGAGAGUUCGAGAGCGUGUUGGAGCAGGUAAAGGAGAGAAGCACGAUUCAACCGCAGUCUCAUCAAACAAUGUCCACCGCGGUCACUACCACCGUUCAAACACAAACCACUACCCAACAGACGCAAGCCACGAAGCAAGCCACACAGCAGGUCUCUGUGAGCGCUCUCGCUCAGCAACUGUUAAUGCCGACGCAGCAACAAACCAGCAACAACGACUUCGCGAGCGACGGCAAUACCGUGAACUUCCAGCAGGACGUUUUCUCUCAGAAAGUAUCUCUGGCUUAUGUGAAUCAAAACGCGGGAACCGUUGCAGCUGCAAAAACCCCGAAUUCAACACCGGUCGUUGUCGUGACAAGUUACUGCCAACCGGCCGCUUCGCCGGCUUUGAGUGUCACCUCGCAGAGUUCUUCCAGCCCUUGCGUCACGCCAGCUCCGGCUCCGAUACCAUCUUCUGGCAAAACACCACCCACUCCGCCCUCCUCGAAGACGGUGAAAAAAUCCGCGCCUAAAACCGUGAAGACCAGCGCGACCAACACCUCGAAGGCUUCCCCGAUACCGAAACCGCAGCAAAAACCGCAGGAAGAUGAACAGACCGCUCAAAGGAUCUACGCAAUUUUGGACGAAUACGCCGAACAACUACGAAAUUCUCCGGAUUUGAACAACAAACCAGCUCCAAGAAGGAGGUCCAACCCGCCGACCAAUCCCAGCCAGUCUUCGAAGAGGAAAAAGUCAAACGCGAACAAGACGAAACCGGUUGGCCAGCAGAAUUCAGAACUUAGCCCGAGCACCGACGAUCUUGGCAGAACCAUGGGCAGCGAAGAUUCUUCAAGCGGCGUGGUACACGUUCAGGAUAGUCCAGCUGGUUUCUCCGCUCCGGAGGAACCAACGAGUAACGUUGGAAACGUGACCGACGCGUCCGCAGAGGUUCGAAAUCUGACCAACGAUUCGAACGACGGUGUCGAGUUGAACGUGAAGAGGAGAAAUUUAAUCUUCGCGGAGCCUGGAUCGGGGCAACCGAGGGCGGUGAUCGUUCAGGAGGCUGUACAGACCAGUUCGGUGAGUGUGAGCGAAGCUCUGGCUUCGGUAACCGGAAAAAUGGGAAGCACGGCUGUUUUGGUACCAGGCACUAAUUACAUCUUGCCGAUGAACCUGAUGAAAGGUGGACAGCAAUUCACGAUAGUGUCCAGCGGACCGAAGCUUCUCGCGACUGUGCCCGCGACGGUUCGAGCCAGUGGAAACACCGGAGUUUCGAACACCCUGGUGCUGCAAUCCUUUCUGAAUCAAGCGGGAAAGAUAAUCUCGCAACCGGCGCAGGUGAAGCAAGUGAAAAUUCCAACGUUGCAGACUUUAUCGGGCAAUCAAACUUUAACCACCUCGCAAAAUGUUCAGGGAGCUUCUGUGGUGAUUCCACAGACGGGAAACAGCGGUCAGUUCGCCGGCGACGGAACCACGGAGAAAGGCAAUAUCAUCGGUGAUUUGACUAUGGCAAAAUCCGACACGAUCUCCGGAGGAGUUGCCGUCGAAUCUGCUACGAACGCGAUCGUGGUGAACAAGAGCAAUUCCACCAUCGGUCUGAUUCAACGUAACUUGAACGAGCCAACGGAGAAUCAACAGAUAUGCGGCGUGAUCACCAGCAAUCCUAAUUUAACUCUUCAAGGCGCCAGGCUGUUCAACUCUUCUAUACAUAAACUAUCGACACCAGGACUCAAGUCUGACAACGUGGUUUGUUUAACGCCUACAGCAACGAUUGCACACACUCCUGAGAAAAAGUCGCCGCAAGAGAGUCAAGUUCACAACGACAAGCCAGUUUCCAUUCAAACUGGCGCUACUAUUGCCCUAGCUUUCGCCACUCAGUCGGACGUUUCCAUGCUGAACGAUGCUCAACAACGACGACAACACCAGCAGCAGCAACAACAGCAACAGCAGCAGCAGCAGCAAAAGGAUACGAAGGAGGUAUCGACGGAAAUAAUCCCCGGUGCCAAAAUCAUCUCUCCGAAGACGGUGAAAAGAAAAAUCGACGACGCAAUGGAUUCUAUGUCUACGAUAACGGUAGCGGGCAAACAGUCGGGAGGAAUGGACAACGCGACGCCGCAGUUCCUGGUAACUGGCGGGCCGAGUAGUUCGGAUAGUCAAGAGUCGUCGGGUGUACAACCGUCUGCCGAAGGUAUCGACGUAUCCUGCAAAGUCGGAAAUAGCCUUUUGUAUGGAAACGCGAGAUUGCAAGAGGCUUGGGAACCAGAGGGGAAAGUAUCGCCGGACACACCGUGGCGAUACGUACCAACGUCUACGAAUUCUUUGAACAUCGAACCUUUGAAUUCGAGAUACUCGGACAACGCGGAUAACGUUCAGAGCGUUCUGCAGAUUAUCAACAAAGGUCAAGGUAUCGAGAUGACCACCGGGCAGAUUUAUCAGACGAACACGAAGAAAUAUUUUAUGAAUCACACCUUAGAGCCAUUCCAACAGUAUUCGAACAAGGGUAACGUGAUGAAAACGCCGUUGAAUCCUAGAUUAGAUCGAGAAUUGUUGCAGCAGAAAAUGGAGAGGAAAGCAGCGGCGAUAGAACGCGAGAUGAAACUACAGAAGAGUUUGUCCGAGGAGUGCGAAGAUUUGGGCGUGGACGAGCCAAGUACCAGUGACUUGUUCCCCGAGGCAGAUUUGCUCUUCGACACGAAUCAUUCGCCGUCCUUCGAUCACUCUUCUCAAGACGCGUCUUGCAGCCAGCCGUUAGGGAUGAAAUCGUACAGUGGUUCCUACUUUCGUUCUCUGGACUCGUCCAGUGGCAGCAGGGACGCAAGUCCAAUUGCCGAUUUGAAGAUAAACGAACGUAGAAAAAGCACCAGCCAGCGAAUCAGGUCCGCGAAAGAUUCGUCGAAGAGAUCGAAGAGGGACAAGGUGGAAGAACUGCAUUUGGAGAAUCCAGCGAAACACAUGCGGUUAACUUUGGACAGCUUGAGUCAGGACGAAGCGUCGAACAGCAAUUCGGACAUAUCGAGGCUGUCGCCGACGAAUUUAGGAUCGUUGGAGAACGAUUCGUUGAAAGAGACGACCAGUCGAGCGAAAAUCACGUCGAGAAACGGUUCGAAGGAAGGCUCGCCGAGUAGCGUAUCUAGCAUUCCGUCGAACAUGAAGUUGGACAUCGACUUGGACUCGGAAUCGCUACCUCCGAGCAUCAAUGUAAAUAACACAUCGGCAGCGAGCUCGGGGGACGAAAGUUUAACUUUACUGAGCGGUAACACCGCCGACGUGACGAUACCCUCGCCACUCUCGCCGAUCGCUGGCCCGAUGCUGUCGACGCACAAAUACACUUACACCAAUAAGAAGCGGAUUGCGUCGAAGGUGACGAGAAUGGAUUACCUUUCCUGGGAGAGUCCAAUGUCCGAGAGAACGAGAUCGAGCAGCGACGAGGAAGAUUCGAGUAUAAGCGAAUCGAUCAGCAGUCAACCGGAGGAAAACGCUCUGAGCAACGGUCUCGAGGAUAGCGUGCAAAGUCUCAAGUCCCUGACCAGCGAGCGACGUUGCAAUUAUUUAAAAAAGAAGGAUAAGUUACAGGUGAACGCUAGGGUGGUGUUGAAUCGAGCCGAUCACAAGAGUAGUAGCUUGUCGAAACGCAUCAAGGCGAACGAAUCGAUCCAAGACUCGGUUAUGGUCUCUAGCGACAAAGCCUCGGAGCCGUCGGACGACGAGACAGGGAAUAUCGCGUUGGUCGGACCGGACUGUCGAGCUAGACGAUCGAGUUUGCGUGGCCACGUUAAAAAGGGAUGCGCUUGUUGCAACGGCUCGCCGGAGAGACCGAAAAAGAAAUCGGUCAAGUCGGAUCACUCGAGAUUAAAGAAACGAUUGUCCUCGAAACAGGCCGGGAAGAAGAGGUAGUCCUAGCGUUCGAACGCUCGACGGAUCAUCGCGUGUUCUAUCGUAAUAGUAUAUGCUCAUUCCUGGGAUGAAGCGUGUGUGUGUCCAGUGAUGAAGGAGUUUCCAGAUGAAACCGCGUUACGCAUCGAACGAAAACCGAGAAUCGCAUGGAAUUCGCUCGGAUCAGACGAUCGUCGAUAGAAAAUACAAGCUUGUACAUAUAUUAGCGAAUGCGGGAGUUUAGAAGCGAACUUUCCACGUGAUACACCCGUAAAACUCUCGGUAUAUGCCUAUUCCUCGUGUUGUAGGCAACAGGAACGUUCACCGCGUGGCAAAUUCUCCAUUCGGCGUAAACCACGAAACAUCGAGGAAGGAGAACGAACAGUUUACUAACAGUUCUCGACGAGAAAAUAGAUCAUCCCCUUUUACCACUAGAUGUUACUACGAUACUAGAUGUAAGGUGCAAAUUAUAAUGAAUGGCAGACUUAGAUUAAAUCGUUAAGAAUAUUAGAGACGCAAUCUAGUCAAGAGAUAAGGUUUUUUGUGGCGAGGAGUAAACGCGUUCGAGAGAGGGAGGGUGCGAGAGAGAGAGAGAGAGAGAGAGAGAGAGAGCAAGGACGAAUGAAAAAAGGGGGAAGAGUGAAUGAGGAGGCGAAAUGUGAAAAGAAGUAAUAGAGAGUGGCGUGAAUAAGGGAAGAGAGAAAGAUAAAGAUAAAAAUUAGAAUGUAUCCGAUUGUCGAUAGAUCCCUCGCAGACUAAAGAAUUUAUAAUUAAAAGCCUGAAUUUAUAAUUCUGUCUACUUCUGUAUCCAUCAUGAUGAUACUAUUCCACGUUCUUACACGGUGUGGUCAGACUGAGAAGAAGAAGAAGAAGAUGAAGAUGAAGAAGAAAGAGAAGAUGAAGAAGAAGACGUUUGGUGAAUUCUCGUUUGGUAGUAAGCCACGCAUUGAACAUUUGCCUUUCCGCGUAACGCUUCUCGACAAACUUAGAACCUUAACUUUAUAACGGAGACGAUCCUUGUAAAUUGUGUAGUGUCAUACCUUGAUGAGAAGGAGUAGUAGGGGAAGACGGAUUAAACGGACGAAUAAGAAAGAAAGAGAAAAAGAAAAACCAAAUAAAGGCGACGAAAUUUUAGCAGAUAUCAGGAAGGAAAGAGAAAAGAAGGGGGUAAAAGGAAACUAGAAAAAUAUACAUAUAUAACUAAGAAACAACGCUGUGUAUUGUACGGGCCGACCAUACCCUGUCACGGUGCAUGUAAAAAAAAGUACCCAAAAAACUGUACAUUACGUAGAUAAUUCAUUAAAAGUAUAAUAUUAUAUCGCUGCACUUUAGUACAAAAUCGCUUCACCUUGUUUCAGAAUGACAAGUUUAUAUCAUCUUUCGGUGUGCUGUCGUGACGCGUGAAUG